Messenger RNA from Gaeumannomyces tritici R3-111a-1, 1786 nucleotides. RefSeq lists its product as hypothetical. The transcript has a single exon. NCBI's taxonomy places the organism in Eukaryota, Fungi, Ascomycota, Sordariomycetes, Magnaporthales, Magnaporthaceae. The coding region runs from base 893 to 1447 and encodes 184 amino acids. Gene Ontology annotation, cellular component: BLOC-1 complex. Gene Ontology annotation, biological process: endosome organization. The record is from RefSeq and is a predicted model, not a curated record.
GCUGCCUGGCCAAAGGUCCCCUGUGCUCCACAGGCACAGACUGCCGCUAACGUCGAGCUCCCCCAGCCCAGCUCAGCGCCCGUCCCCAUCUCGUCUCGCAGGCUCAGGCUUUAAACGCGCAUCUUAUCGCCGUCCACAAACCGCCGAGGCCUCGACUAGCUCUUCACAUGGCCGAGCAUCAGAGCUGAGCGGGUUUUGACCCCAUCGGCAAUUUGUGUGCUUGGUGUCGCUGCCGUUCCCGCCAUUAUUUAUUUGUCGUCUGCUGCCGCUCAAACGCCUCGCCUCGCCUGCAAGGACCCGAGCCAUCCCUCUCGCUCGACCUGGGGGUUGCCUCUCCACCACCACCACCACCUUCUCCGCUCCCCUUCGGGCUCGCUUUCCCUCCUUCACACACACGCUCGCCCAUCCGCAAAAGGCAUCUCUCUCCCCCUGCCAUGACCACCUUCCCAGCGCCCUCGAAGCCAUGACGCCCUGCGCGCCUCUGCCCAAGAAUGAGCACGACCGCGCCACUGCCGGCCCCGAAUCCGUCGCGCAGCAUCGUAUCGCCUCUGGCCCCGUCCCGUUCCGACGGCCGCCCACGCGCGGCGCACCCUCGGAGCGCUGCGAGCCCAGGCGGCCCCGUCCCCUGGAGGGACAUCACAGCCCGCCCAUCACAGCCUCGGCUACCUGCACCCACACCCGUCCCACCAGCCGUUUAAACCAAGAGCACACCCCGCGGCAGAAGAUACCGCCUCCUCCCCCGGCGGAGCCUUGGCGCCCCGCACGCCAUCUGCCGGCCGCGUACCCCGAAUAACCCCAGAGCACCGAUCCGCCGAUCCGCCCUCGCGCCCCCGCCGGCGGCCCUCCCCCGAUAACCCGCCGCGGCACAGACAAGCGCCCGGGCCACGCCGUCAUGUCAUCUUCGAGCCAGCAGAAUGCAGUGCCCAUCAACCAGCUGGGUCUCACCAACGACGAUGCGCUCCUCCUGCAGCAGACCCAGACCCAGGUGGCGGCGGCCGGCGGCUCGUCUUCGUCGCGCGCCGCCAGCCGCGCCUCGUCGCAGGGCCUGCUAAUGAUGGACACGGGCUCGCUCGCCCAACUCGGCCGCCACUUCGACCGCGCCAUGCAGCAGAUACAACAACGCAUCGCCUACCUCUCGGAGCAGUGCGAGGCCGCCACCCGCGCCAUGUACGACGAGGCCGGCAACAUAGUCGCCGACGCCGACGCCGAGAUUGCCCGCUUCCACCGCCUGAACGAGGAGCUCGACGCCCUCGACCUCGAGUUCGAUCGGAUCCAGAACAUACGGGACAUCGUCAAGGGGUACAGGCAGCGCGCCGCCGAGCUGGAGCGCGAGCUGGCCGCCUCGUCGUCCACCAGCUCGCGGCACCACCACUCCUCCGGCAGCAGCCGCCACCACCACAGCGGCCACAAGCACGGCCACGCGAGCUCCUCGCGCCACCGACACUGAGCACCCGCGGCCCUCUGGUCGUAACCGUCCGAAUCAGCAUGGAUUGUUUAGAAUGGAUUAAGGGCCUCACGGCUGCAAUAAGAUGGGAAUAGCCUCGCGGCUCGUUGGAAUUUUGUGGUAACGGCGUUUCUUAUUCUCGACACGCAGUUAUGUAUUAAUGUUUCUUGAAUUUUCGGUUGGUUUUGUUUCGGCAUCAAUGGCUUUUUGCUUUUUAUCUUUCGCCAUGAUUGUUUUAGUUCCAUUUCUCAUCGUUUAUUUUACUCUAUUUGUUUUAAAUCAAGGGCGAGAACCCGCCGGCGUCACGGAUAAUCAAGAAAUGCAUUCAGUUCCCCAAACAUA